Messenger RNA from Tripterygium wilfordii, 1313 nucleotides. Its product is annotated as tRNA (guanine(9)-N1)-methyltransferase-like. The coding region runs from base 11 to 1108 and encodes 365 amino acids. The transcript has 3 exons. Gene Ontology annotation, cellular component: nucleus. Lineage: Eukaryota; Viridiplantae; Streptophyta; Magnoliopsida; Celastrales; Celastraceae. The record is from RefSeq and is a predicted model, not a curated record. Gene Ontology annotation, biological process: tRNA N1-guanine methylation. Gene Ontology annotation, molecular function: tRNA binding.
UUUAGUUUACAUGUCGUACGUUACAUGCUCAACGACACCGUUCGCAUUUCCUCUCCCACAGGCCACAACUCCCAAACCCUUGAACCCUCGAACGCCAAAUCCAAAGAAACGCGACCAAAGGAAGCUCUCUAGAGCAACAAUGGAGGAGGCCGAAAAGGACCAAAAUGACCAGAACAAGAUCGAAGCCCUUCCCCAACCUCUCUCGAAGAACGCCCAGAAGAAGCUCCUGAAGCAACAGAGGUUCGAAGCAAAGAAAGCGGAAAAGAAGGCUCAAAUAAAGGAACAGAAGCGAAAGGAUGCGGAGAGGAGGCGAAAGGAGUGGGACGACACGCUGGUUGCAGCGAGCGAGGAGGAAAGGCAGAGGCUGAUCGAGUCGCGGAGGGAGGUCAAGAAGGAGCGGAUGGAGAAGAGGUCAGAGGAACGAGAGCGGAAGAUCGAGAGGCUCAUGAAAGCCAAAGAAAUUGGACAGAAGAUUGUGAUCGAUCUCGAGUUCUCGCAUCUCAUGAGCGCCACCGAGAUCCACAGCCUAAUGCAGCAGAUUAUGUAUUGUUAUGCAGUAAAUGGACGAUGUACUUCUCCUGGUCAUCUUUGGUUGACUGGAUGCAGGGGGGAAAUGGAGCAGCAACUUCAAAAGAUCCCAGGGUUUGAGAAAUGGAUAAUUGAGAAGGAAAGUCAAUCAUAUAUUGAAGCAUUGCAAGAUCAGAAGCAAAAUCUUGUAUAUCUGACUGCAGAUUCUGUAAAUGUGCUAGAUGAACUUGCUUCAGAAAAGAUAUAUAUCAUUGGUGGUUUAGUGGAUCGGAAUCGGUGGAAAGGGAUAACCAUGAAGAAAGCUGAAGAACAGGGAAUCCAGACAGCGAAACUCCCCAUAGGAGAUUUCUUGAAGAUGUCGAGUUCUCAGGUCCUCACUGUAAACCAAGUGAUUGAGAUACUCCUUACAUUUUUGGAAACAAGAGAUUGGAAGGCUUCAUUCUUUCAGGUGAUUCCUCAGCGGAAAAGAUGCGAAUCUGACGCAGAAGAAAAUCAAGGAGCCAAUGAGGGAGGUUGUGAGAUCAACGAAGAUCGAGGUGAGAUAAAAAAGCAGUGCACUGAAGCACCUUUGUCUGACUAGAAGAGUCUUACCAACUAACUGAAACUUUUGCCCCAUUUUGAACCUUCCAAGCUUUUUAAUGGCCUUGGUAGACUCUUACUGUCUCAGUGUAUCUGGAAAACUUAGUAGAUAACAGGGAUUCGUUCUUACAAGGAGCGUCAUAUUUUCAGUGCUCACUAUGUAUUCCAUUUGGUGCAAGUUUAAUCAAAUGAUUCCUUGAGCUUGA